AUGCUCGGCAUCCUCGACAAGGGCCAGACCCGGGCAGCACCCUUUGCCACUUACACCAUGCUGGCGCCGAGGGGAUUCUCCCGGCGCUCCGUCGUCAUCUUCGCCCUCUUUGCCAGCUUCAUCGUCGGCCUCUUCUUCGCUUCAAGUCGCAUGGGCGCCCUCUGCGAAGAUGGCAGCUACUGCGACAUCUCCAGCUUCCGCCACCACCUAUCACUCGGGGGCUCUGGCAAGUCGGCUUCGCACGGCGUUGGCUCCACGGUUGGCUCGGGCGAAUGUGACCACUUUCCGGAUACGUCCAGCGUGCUGCUCGUCAUGAAGACGGGCGCGUCGGAGGCGUACGGCAAGCUCCCUAACCAGAUCAUGACCAACCUCAAGUGCGUCCCCAAUUAUCUCUUCUUCGGCGACAUGGCCCAGAAGGUCGCCGGGCACACCGUCCACGACAGCCUCGACACCGUUAUCCCCGACGUCAAGAGAAAGAAUAAAGAUUUCAACCUGUACCAUCGUCAGCAACAGUGCCCGAUUGACCUCGACUCGUGCAACAAGAACCACAACGUCGGGCAAGAGGCUUGGAGCCUCGACAAGUACAAGAACAUCCACAUGGCUGAGAAGACAUAUGCCAUGCGGCCAAACCACGAUUGGUAUCUCUUCGUGGACGCUGAUACCUACGUGGUCUGGCCGACCAUGAUGAAAUGGCUCAGCAAACUCAAUCCCAAGCAGCCGCUUUACAUUGGCAGCGUCGCCUAUGUUGCCAACUUCCCGUUUGGCCACGGUGGGAGCGGCUAUCUCGUGUCCCAGGCCGCCAUGCAUAAGCUCUUUCAUGGCAAGAAUGGCGUUGCCAACCGAUGGGACGAGCGCGCGACGCACGAGUGCUGUGGCGACUUCAUGUUCUCGCUGGCUCUGCACACCGAAACGGGGGUCUCCGUGCAGAAUGCGUGGCCGACGAUCAACGGCGAGAAGCCGCACACGCUGCCGUACGCCGAAAACGAGUGGUGCCAGCCCAUCGCGACCAUGCACCACGCGGGUGCGCAGGAGAUCUCCGACAUAUACGCGUUCGAAAAGGGGCGCAACUUUAGCUACCCGCUGCGAAUCAAGGAUUUGUACCAUGAAUUUGUCGAGGACCAGCUCGUGGUGUCGCGAAACGACUGGAAUAACCUGAGCGACGAUGUCUUCUACCUCAACAAGUCGGCGUCGGCGUACAGCGACUGGGAGCUUGGCAAAGCCAAGAAAGGAGACCUGACAGCGCUGGAGGCGGUUGCGCAUCGGAGCCUCGAAGACUGCCGCAAAGCUUGCGACGGUGCGAGUGACUGCCUGCAGUACCGGUUUUGGAACGGCAUCUGCUCCUUCAGCAAGACCAUCAAGCACGGCAACCCGACAAAGCUGGAGAAGGAGGUGUGGUGGCGGUUCAAGAGUGGGUGGAACCUCAAGAGGAUCAAGGAAUGGGUGACAGCACACGAUACGUGCGGCUCCGUCAGCUUUCCUUUCCAGUGA
Molecule: messenger RNA, 1488 nt
Organism: Purpureocillium lilacinum
Lineage: Eukaryota; Fungi; Ascomycota; Sordariomycetes; Hypocreales; Ophiocordycipitaceae
Cellular component (GO): membrane
Molecular function (GO): N-acetylgalactosaminide beta-1,3-galactosyltransferase activity
Source: RefSeq, a predicted model, not a curated record